Molecule: messenger RNA, 2046 nt
Organism: Echinostoma caproni
Lineage: Eukaryota; Metazoa; Platyhelminthes; Trematoda; Plagiorchiida; Echinostomatidae
Source: the annotation of a GenBank genome assembly
AUGUGCCCGAAAGCGUCACCGAGGCUGUCUAUUCACGGUUCACCGACUGAGAAACGUCGUCAACUGAUCCGAAUUGCAGCUCCCGAUUUCCAAAGGGCAUUACCACCAGACGAGCAUAUGACUGAAGUGACUCCAAUCUACGUGAAUCAUUCAAUGCAAUCGAAAAUGGAAACGGACGAGGUACAUGCCUCUCCUGGAGGGAUUGAGGUUUCCAUAAAUGCUGACAAGGAGAACAAUGAAGACAAGGAUCGAGUGUUGAACUGGACAGCUGCAUCAAUUGCCACUACUGGUGUGACAUUCGAAGGAGCUGUAGAAGAGGAUCGAAUUCGGCCAGUAUUUGUGGAACGAGGUCGCCCGCAAAAAGUGUUUCUGAAUCGACUAAACACGGAAGAUGGCACCAAUCCCGAAAAAACGCCACCCACGGUACGUUCACCAGGCACGAUGGCAGGCUAUUCGCCCAAGCCACCUCGGCCAAUUUCACGUCCUGUACUUUCUCCGCUGGAUUAUCAAACUUUUCAUUCGGAAGAUUCGCUUUCCCAACCCGACGUGGUAAAGCGACGGGUGGACAUGAUACACACGGUAGCUCCGACAUCAGCUGAGGUGAAUAUUUCUACUGGGUUACCGUAUCAGGUGAAUGAGGAACAGAUUUUAGACGUGCGUCAAGGCCCAGGUGAAUACAAGGUCACCGCCAGUCUAGAUAGGCGUCAAUACGAUUCGAUUGAACGAGGCUCGUCACAUGACAUGAGGAGAGCUCAAACUAUGCGCACCGUCCACGUACAAGGAAAACCUCCUCGCUCGGUUCCGGCCCAACGCACUCAGCAAUUUGUAUUGCACACCUCCGCGGACGCUUCCCCAGCCACAUCACCACGCCAACUCACCAGUUUACAAACACUCGCGGCGUCCCCCAAGGCUCAACGAUGCACAGCCUUGCCAGAAUCACCUCGAAGGGGUUUGAUACAAAUGAUGGACACGGCACUGGAAUCACCAACACAGCCGUAUGACAUCACAAACUUCCCAUAUCUGAGCAAGGAGUUAAUGUUGCAAGUGACACAAUCCGACAAGGGGCCACGAGUGGACUCGGAGACUCUGAAGAACUACACUGAAGGUCCCUUGAUUGAGGCCGGGAUCAAACAAAUCCAUCCAUUCUUGUCUGACUGGGGUCAUUCGGUCGAGGCAGAUGGGGAGACGAAACCACAAGUAUCCGGUGACCCGGGGGCGGACGCAAAACAGCAUACAAAAUCGAGCGUGCAGAACUUCCUGAACACAUGCGUCCGUUUAAAAUCGGUGGAUUUACAGGGCCACUUUGCCGCGUUUCACUAUCCGUUGCGUGCUUUUAAUUCAUCCCUUUGGCGUUCAUGUGCCCGUUUUGUGGACUGGAAUAAUCUAAAAGUGAUGCAAGAACCCGGAUUUAUCACGGAAUAUGCUGAACUGCCCGCAAUUCAUCACGAUGGUGAAGGAUUUGUCUAUGCGGACAAGCCGAUCGAUGUCCUUUUGACAACUUGGCUUGAUUGUCACCAAACAUCUCCACCGUCUGAGGUCGUCCCUCAAUCCCCAAAUACCGCUCUUGUUAAGCCCGCACAUAUCUAUCACCCAAUUUCGUUCGCUGUUCGGCUGGAUCAGCUGCUUUUGCAUACGGAGCGGACAGAACAGGAAAAGGUUGCGGAUAUCUGCUUCCGUCUCGCAGCCCUGCUCUCUUACGCCCAUUGCCGUAAAUGUUUGGUAAAUUUGAAUCGACCAUUGAACAGUAUUGCUUCGGAUCCAAAAGACGUUUUAGUCAUACUGUCCACAAGCAAUUGCUUGAUGCUAUUCAAAACAUCACCGUCCAAUACGGACCAAACGGGACUCGAAUAUGAUCCACUCGUCAAAUCACUGUGUUCCCUCGAAGGCUCGGUAGAACAGGGCGUUGAUAAUUUGGUGCAAAAACUGGAGGAGAAAAUGACCAGUGAGACGGAACACUUGAAUUUUUCAUCUCGGCUGCUCACUGCGAUUGCUCCUCCUGACUGGAUGGCUUUGUGUUGCAGUCGUAUUUAUUUGAAACAGCAAUAG